Molecule: messenger RNA, 1947 nt
Organism: Cryptotermes secundus
Lineage: Eukaryota; Metazoa; Arthropoda; Insecta; Blattodea; Kalotermitidae
Product: putative zinc finger protein 286B
Exons: 5
Coding region: 254-1651 (465 amino acids)
Biological process (GO): regulation of transcription by RNA polymerase II
Cellular component (GO): nucleus
Molecular function (GO): DNA-binding transcription activator activity, RNA polymerase II-specific; RNA polymerase II cis-regulatory region sequence-specific DNA binding
Source: RefSeq, a predicted model, not a curated record
UGCUUCGUAGAGUGGAUGGGCUUCACCAUCCGACAAUACAUAGUGCAGAUACUGAAUUUGUAGUUUCCGCGCCCGAAACCGGAGGAUGUGGUGUUCUGCACGGCUUUGUUUCCUGAGUUUGGGCCAGCAGAAAUUCUUCGGCGAAACCCGGCCUUCAUGUGUAGGUGACAGUGGAGCGUCGGUGCUGCACGUGACAAGACGCCAUCUUCGCGACAUCACGCUGAGUGGCUGAACAAGUGAAUGACGUAUUGGCAUGGAUGUAAUCAAAAUCGAGCAGGACAAUAUUUGUGAUACUAAUGGAAUAUGUCUAAACAAAAAUUGUAAUUUUGUUGGUAUUCAACAAGGAGCUGAAUCAGAUGUGAAGACAGGUUUUCAGUUAAAUGCUGCAAGUUGGGGUGAUUUAACUGUAGUGAAGAGUGAAGUGCAGCAUAUCACUGUGAAAGCAGAAAGUGUAUUACAAAUGAAGGAAGAAAUUCAGCCAACUGAAGAAUGUCAUUUAAGGGUGAAUGACGAUAUUCACUGUGUUUUAACAAAACAGAAAGAUAAACCAGUUGUAAAGAAUGGAGCUUGUCUCAUUAGUCCACAAGGGAAAGGACCUUCACAUCCAGCCAGAGAGGAGCACAGUAUUGGUAUGUUCAAAGUGGAACCUGAUUCGUUUGACAGCACUUCCCCUUUAUAUUCUCCUAAUGAUGAUCCAUUAAUUGAUGUAAAACAAGAAAAAUGUGAUGUUACAAUAAUGGAAAAUAUGAUGAAGGUUGAGUUUGCGCCUGUUAAAAAUGAGAUGAAGGAUGAAUUUUGGGCUCUUAAGGAGGAGUUCAAGGAUGAAAUAACAGUAGAGGAGCAUGAAAUGUGUCUGCAGAACAUGGGACUCUUGGCCAAUGAAGGUGAACAUACGGCUGGCACCAUAGUGGAAGUCAUAAAUGGAAAGCGAAAGAUUGAUGUUCUUUUGGAGCAAAGAGUGAAUUGUUAUAAAUGCCCAGAAUGUAGUGAACAGUUUUCUCGUAGAGUAUGUCUUUCCAGACAUAUAAAAACUCAUAUCGACGAGGGGCCUUACAAGUGUGAUAUAUGCCAUAAAGGAUUUGCUCAGGCUAUGAAUCUAGGUGUGCACCGCCGUGCCCAUGCAGAAAAGAGGUCCUACAACUGCAAAAUAUGCAAUAAGGGAUUCAUAAGAAGUGGCAAUCUCGCAAAACACUGUUGUGCCCACACGGGAGAAGAAUCAUAUGUUUGUGAACUGUGUGGCAAGGGAUUUACAAAUUGUGGAGAACUGUUGCGGCACCGGCGUACCCAUGCAGGUGAGAAUCCAUACACCUGUGACAUUUGUAAAAACGUAUUUUCAAGACAUGCAAAUCUUACAAUACACAUGCGGAUUCAUACCGGAGAAAAACCAUACAUAUGUGAUAUAUGUAGUAAGGGUUUCAGGAAAAGUGGAGAUCUUGCUAGACAUCGUCGGACCCAUACAGGAGAGAAGCCAUAUAUAUGUGAUAUAUGUAAUAAAGGCUUCGUAUGUAAUGUUGAUCUAACAAGGCACAGACGUACACAUACUGGUGAGAAGCCGUAUGCCUGUGGAAUAUGUAAAAAGGCGCAUUCGCGUCAAUCAAAUCUAGUACGACAUAUGCGCAUACAUAUUCCGGAAAAGACCAUAAAUUUGUGAAAUUUGUAGUUUUCGUUUUUUGGAUCGUAGAUAUAUUGUGAGGUACGAUGUUAACUUGCCGAUAGAAAGUUAUGACGAUGUAAUGCUGUAUAAUUUGCUUGGCUGUUGUGACUGAUAAACGUUAUACAUUUACCUGUAACCUCCUUUGCCAAAUAUUUUUUUUGUUUGCUUCACCCCAAAAUAAAGUGAGGCAGGAUGUGGGAUUGCGCUAUUCCGGCUGUCUCCUCGUUUUGGCAUAUAAUUAAACAGUUUUUCGUCAAAUGGUUCCAACUUAGAUCGGUAAAGAAUAUAUAAGG